CGCCAAUGAUGACGUCAUCGAUGACGUUUCACGGGCUGCUCACAGCGACCGCGGCCUUAAGUGGAACGAGACAGGGGGUGUUGCGAUCGUUGCGAGCGUUAAGUGGAACGCACCCUAAGCCAGUGGAAGCCUGAAAUCCCCAGAUAAAGAAGAAUACUUAAAAUUCAAAAAAUAUGGAAAUAGCUAAGAUUCAGAGCUCCUUUAAUAAUCAGAAAAUUGAAAUCACACCUCCUCAUAAUGCAUUGUAUUUUAAAUUCUAAUGAAUUACAAAUACGUGAUCUACUACACUCAACGAUCUAAUGCUAAAACUACGAAUGUGGCUCUUGAUACUGUGGGGCAGAUAGUUUUAAAAAUGUUGGUGUACGAUGUGAUGCAUAAAGAAAAAGUCUAUGAACUUAUAGCAGGCGACCUCAGGGGUCUUGGGGUUAAAUACCGUUUCAAGAAGAAUGCUAUCAAAACUGAAAAGCCUGAGAGAUCUGGAAAUGCUUUGAGAAAAGUAUUCAAGACGCAUUUGUCUUACCUACCACUGGACGUGGUAAAUCUGUCCUCUGGUGCUAUUGUACAUGUUCCUUCAUUUGUUAGCCAAGCAAUUGCAUACUUGGAGCAAUUCCUCAAUCAGGAAGGAUUGUUCCGAAAAGCUGGCUCACAGAUUCGACAAAAGGAACUGAUCGCUCGGGUUGAUAAUGGUGGCACUUUGCUGGAGAAACAUCAAGCUGUCGACGUUGCUAAUGCCUUGAAAACAUUCUUUCGGGACCUUCCUGAACCCUUGAUACCAUAUUGUUAUCAUGAUUUAUUUGUACGGUGUGCAAUGCUGAAGACUAAUCGUAUAGAAGCUUUGCUAUUGGCAUGUAUAUUGUUACCACCGCAUCAUUUAAAUACACUGGCAUUCUUUAUGGAUUUCUUGAAAAAAGUAUCCACUUUUGAAAAACAAAAUAAAAUGGGUAUUGACAAUCUAGCUAAAGUUAUUGGACCGAACAUUAUGCCUUUACAAGAGCCAACUAUGGCUGCUGUUCAAGCCAGACUCGAAAUACAUUUGGUCAUAGUAAAGAUUUUAAUUGAUAAAGCUGAAUGUAUUGGAGUUUUAUCAGAGCACGUUACAGAAGUUCUCACCGGAGAGGUAAUUGGCAGUAUUGAAGCUGAACUAGAUCGAUCUGAUCCUACACUACAUUCUAAAAUAAAUAAAAAGAAAAAACAUCGCAGUGGCAGCCUUACACGUAAGCCACAUCUAAGUGCCUCGAACCUCAAUCUAAGGAUGAUUAAUGGUCUGAAGAAAAUAGUCGGCAAGAGUGGUUCCCCAGUUGAUUCAAGAACAGGAAAUACUAAUUCGGUACCGGAACCUAAUCCGGCUCAUACGCCAUCCAUUAAAGUUGGUAAAAAGCGCAAAGUGAUGGAAACAACAGCUCCACUAAGUAUAAAGAAAAUGCGAGUUUUAUUGGAAGUAAUGCCUGACAAUACUUGCCUCCGACCUCGUCAUUUGUUUGCUUCUCCAGUUUCUAGCAAUCCGAACCCAAUGAAGGACAGAAGCCCGUUACAGAAAUCGAAAGUUCGCAAGUACUUGUCGCACAAGAUUCAUUCAGAAACAACUGUUGGAGAGAAAUUGGACAAGUCAAAAAGGCUUAGACUGAGCUUAGAUCGUCUGGUCUCUAGAAAUAAGAAGGUGGCGGAUGUGGAUACACAGUCUUGCAAAGAAUCAUGUAGUAGUCCUCGUCUUGAAAGACGUUGGAGUUCAGCAAGCAGCGGUUCCAGCUCUACAAAAAAGCGUAAGACACAGAGCGACGGGCUAUUGCAGUUGAUGUCGCCGACGAAGGAAAACGAAGAGGCGGAUGCUGUUAAUCAGAAGGAUUACGAUCAAGUCUUCAUGGAUGCCAACGUCAACUUAUCCGAUGACGGCGGCGAGCAGGUCUUGCAGGAAAUAAAUAAAUCAGAUCUGAAGAAUAGAAUUAAGUGUAUGCGCACUGGAUCCAGGAGGUCCAUGGAGAUGUUUUACGUGACCAAAUUACCUGGUGAUUAUCAGCCGUCAAAACGAAAAAGUCAGUUACAUACGACGAAUGAUCUCGGCGAAGAGUAUGUCCGAAUACCCAAAAGUGAAUAUGAGGAAAUUAAGAGUAGAGUAUCCGCCAUUGAAACUAGAAUUUCUCAAGAAUUUGGAUGCAUUUCGGGCGAUGUUGCUGAUAAUCUGGCUGACUGUUCUGCCAGCAAAGUGCAAAGUGAAUAUGAGAAAACAUUAGAAGAGGCUAGCAUAGAAAAUACUGUUACUGCUGAUCAUUUAGCCAAGAGACUUGGCAAGGAACUGAAGAUCAGACGGUCCAGCGAGCACAAGGUAAUAAGAUCACCUAGUGCUAGAAAGAUAGGGAAUCUAAGAAGAAGAUCCCAGGAGAAACCUAGCAGUAAACAUCUCAGUCGCAAUGCUUCCUGGCAUAUACCCAACAGAUCUGAUCUCCAGCACCUAGUGCAGACAUCUCCACAUUUAAAUAAUUUAUAUACAAAACCCAUACGGAGUCGCCCUAAGGCAAUUUCCACGCGUCCUAGUUCGACUUCGUCAGAGUCCUAUAUAACAUCAGAAGCCGAUCCAAUUUGCAGUGACGAGACUAACGCCAGAUUAAAUUAUCUCCAAGAACAGCUUCAUACUUUAAUAUCACACACUGCCGAGCACACAAGAGACUCGUUGAGCGACGACGAUGGAAAUGCCGUCGACAAUGACCUCUUCGACAUGAGAGAUUCAAACAUGUCGCGAAACGUACGCCGAGCUUCCUCGUUUCAUGGUGGAGAUUUCAUAGAUAAUUCUCAAUACUUUAACAGAAAGGUGAGAGAACUGAAAAAGACUAAUAGCCAACAGAAUAUCGCCGUGAAUAAUAACGUUCCUGUUAAAACCGUAUCAGAUAGUAGUAAAGAGAAAACAAUAACGUGGAAAGAGGCUGACGGUUAUUUCAAGUCUGACUGCCGUUUCCAAACACCUACACAGCAAACUGGUCGAGCAUCAGUAGCAAAGCUCCGUACUCAAAACGCUGGUAUGGUCUUGGCAAAAGCUAAAUUAUUCGAUGAAACCACAGCAAAGGCUUCAGGCAGAUACGAUUCUGCUGCAGAGAAAAAACAUGCUCAACCAAAUCCACACAGAAGACAGCCAGUAAAGCUAUCAAGGAUGAGAGAAUUCAAAAGCCUUGACCUAGACUCUUCACCUGUUCCCAAGAGAACAGCGGUACCACGUAGAAAGCACAGUAGUAAAAGUCCAAAAAACAAUAAUGCAAAACUAAGAUUAGUCCAUUCACCAGGCCCGUCCCCACUCAUUAAGAUGGAAUUGACCAUAGUCCCGCAACAGAAUCCACGAUCGAAUUCAGAGAAACGUUUGAAUCGUCGAAACUCCCAAAAAUUCGAGAAUCACUCUCUAGGAUUGGCUAAAAAUAAUCUAAUCUUAGAUCAAGGUCAGGUCAAGGAGGAACCAUUUGAUAAUAUCGCUAGUCACAAAGAGAACAGACCAAGAAGGUCUCCACCGUCUGGUGAAAAGGUAUCGGUUAAUGGGAUGCUGCAAGAAUCCAAUAUUAAUAUUUACAAACCUGACUCUAGUGCGACGUGUAAGACUCCACACAUAAAGAGACCUUUAACCUUGAAAACACCCAAGAGCUCAAGGUCAUUGGCCAGGAGACCAGCAGUCGAUUCUAGAAGGACACCGAUGAAGGCUGUGGCACCGUUGAGUACACCCAAACGGCAGAGUCCUAGAACUCUUCUUAAGACUAGACAGCUAAGUAGACACGUGACAUAGAAUUUGGAACUAUGACUACUUGAUGACUGACUACGAUGACAAAUUAGUAAUAAUAGAGAAAGGCGACAGAGAUAUUUGCAUGAAUUUAUAAAUGGAGGAGAUAGAUAAAGGGGUAAUGACACACAGCCAUAAUAUUUUAAAUCUCACUUAUUUCUGUACUGUCAAUCAUUGUACUGAACAUUGUAUUUGUACUAUUGCGAUAAUGAUUUAAUAUAUCUUUAUAAUAUUACGUCGGCGUAUAAAAUCUACUUCUCCUUAAUUAACGAUACGUCAACAAAGUCGAAAUAAGACGAAGGAUUUUUCAUGUAAGGAACUUUGGUUCUUAAAUUAUGAAUAAUUAAACGAUUAGACCAGA
Cephus cinctus (wheat stem sawfly) is the source of this 4112-nucleotide messenger RNA. RefSeq lists its product as uncharacterized. Lineage: Eukaryota; Metazoa; Arthropoda; Insecta; Hymenoptera; Cephidae. The coding region runs from base 260 to 3757 and encodes 1165 amino acids. The transcript has 9 exons. The record is from RefSeq and is a predicted model, not a curated record. Gene Ontology annotation, biological process: signal transduction.